GCGCGUCCGGCUGUCACGUGACGCGCACAUCCGGGUACCGCGGCGGAGUCGUCGUCGAGGCGGCAGUUUGCCCGCGGCCGCCUCCGUCGUCCGCGCGUUGCCAUGGGCGCGAUUUUUGAGGAGAAGAGCAGCCCCUCGUGCGAGCGCUCCAUGGCUGGAGGCUGCCGGGGCCCCGAGCAGUCGCUCCCAGCGCAAGCGCCGCACGACGCCAACACGGGCUGCUACAACAGGAAUGACGGCGCCGGUCUCCGGCGCUCUUCCUCUCACCGGGUUCCAGCCAAGAGCCGCUCCACCUCCUCCUCCUCCUCUUCUUCCUCCUCCACCUCCUCCUCCACCUCCUCCUCCACCUCCUCCACCUCCUCCACUUCCUCAUCGGCCUCAUCACGCUCGGUGCACCGCCACCACCACCACCGCCACCACCACCACCGCCGGCGCUCACGUGGCAGCCGCAGCCGGCGCCGUGCCCGCCGGUGCAGCUGCUCACGGUGCCGCUCACCGUCACCACCGGCACGCCGCUCGCGGGCCGCUCACCCUGCUCACCCUGCUCACCGCUACCGGCGCUCGCCCAGUCGCUCGCGCAGCCCUCGCCGGAGCCACCGCCGCCGUCGGUCACCGUCACGCUCACCGUCACGCUCACGCUCAACGUCGCACCGCCACGGUCGUAGCCGGGAGCGCGACCACCACCACCACCACGACCACCACCACCACCACCACCACGACCACCACCACCACCACGACCACCACCACCACCACGACCGGCAUCGCAGCUCCAGCCGGGGCUCCAGCCGGGGCUCCAGCCGGGGCUACCGCAACUCAGCCAUGGAGGCACAGGAGGCGCUGGCUCGCCGGCUGGAGCGAGCCAAGAAGAUCCAGGAGCAGCGGGAGAAGGAGGCGAGGAAGCAGCAGCUGAAGGAGGCAGCCGUGCUAGCGGCAGCAUCGGCGGCGUUGCUGGGCGCCGACUCGGCAUCGCCGAUGGACCCCCGGAUCACCGUGGCAACCCUGCGGGCGCUCGCCGGGUCCCUGGCCGGCGCCGGAUCAGUGGGCGGCGCCACCACCUCCACCUCGUCGUCGUCAGCGUCGUUGUGAAGGGGGAGGGAGGGGGGAGGAGGGGGAGCAGCAGCAUGGGGGAGGGAGGGGGAGAGGAGCAGUGGCAAUGUGACGUCUCAUACAGAACCCUUGUGUCAUCUCAUCGUGUGAGUCAAUAGAACUCUGUGGGAGUCUGUGGGUAAGCAUCUGUAGCCCCAGAGGUCGCCACCGAGGUUACCCAAAGGUCGCCCCUGAGGUUGCCCCGAGGUCACCCAGAGGUCACCCCCUAGAUUACCCAGAGGUUUUCCUGAGGUGUUCCCGAGGUCACCCCGAGGUCGCCCAGAGGUCACCCAGAGGUCACCCUGAGGUCGCCCUGAGGUCACCCCCAAGGUCGCCCAGAGUUCACCCCGAGGUCACCACGAGGUUGCCCUGAGGUCAUCCUGAGGUUACCCCCAAGGUCGCCCUGAGGUCGCCCUGAGGUCAUCCUGAGGUCAUCCUGAGGUCACCCUCAAGGUCGCCUCUGAGGCCACGCCGAGGUCGCCCAGAGGUCACCCGACGCGCCGAGGCCGCCCUGCAGCCAGCUGUGACGAGAUGUUGACUACCUCGCCUGGUCUGCAGGAGGUCGUGGGUUCGAUCCCGACCCUGACGAUGCCUGCUGCUGUAUAUUUGGAGUCUACGUCUCUCUCUCAUCAUCACCACGGUGACUAGGAGAUGUUAACUACCUCGCCUGGUGCGCAGGAGGUCGUGGUUUCGAUCCCGACCCUGACGAUGCCAGCUUCUGUAUGUUUGGAGUCUGCGUCUCUCCCAUCAUCAUCAUCACGGUGGCUAGGAGAUGUUCACUACUUCUGCGUCUCCCCGUGGUGGUCACUGCGUGGAUUGUUCUCCGAGUUCCUCUGGUUUUCUCCCUCCACGUUUGGAACCAACAUCACCACGUGUUCUUGGUUCUUUCGGUAAAAUCACGUAGAAUGGAAAUAAUAAAAUAAUAAAAAUAAAACAUAAAACAAUUCUCACGACGUUUCGGCCACAACGCAAGCAGCCGUCCUCAGGUGGAGAGCAGGUCUGUUGAGAAGACGGAGUCUGAAUGACACACCCCAGGCUUGGAGCGUCUAUUUAAGCUGGGUUAGAGGGGGAAGAGCGCCUUGACAAAAGAAUUUGCAUAUCAAGAGGAAUUUACGUGUUUCGAGUGUUUGCCUCCUGCUAUAGAUUCCCUACCAACGACGACGACGACGAAGACCAGCGGUUGAGCUGCUGUCAGUCGUGAUGGCCAAGAGCUCAACGGGGCCUUACCUGGUUGUAGUAGAAGUGUUAGUUUUCCCUCCACACUUACACAUCACGCCUAUAGAGUCAUUUGGCUGAGGCUGAUAUAAAUUUCCCACGUGAUCAUCAUGAUGAUGAUAAUCUAUUAUUUCUGACUAGACUAGUAUUCAUCAUAGAAAGAUUGAUAAAGUUGUGCGCUUACCAACGUCAUGGGACGUCUCUCCCUGUGACUUGUGACGGCGUCUGCGGGGAGGACGGCAAAGUGGUGUCGGUGGGGACCAACUCGAUCCCGGGAGUCGACACCGAACCGCCUGGUUCUCUCUCUCUCGAGCGAUCAUCAUAUUCAUCACAGACAGACAGAGAAAGUUGUUUAUGUAUCAUUAUAAUUUUACAUCUGGAAGACUUAAUUGAAAGCGACAUUUCGUGUUAAUUUUCUCUCGUCGCUAAGUAGAUGUCCUUGCUGGGGGUUCGUUCGACGCGAACUUUCACCCGGUUGGGAUUGCGGGGUCGAGAUGGGGCGACACGGAGCCGCUGGCCGUGCGAGGAGACCGCCGCCGUCUGCAGGUCGAUUCGCACGUCAUCGAGCGUCUGCCCUCGCACCUCCGUCGUGCAUGCAACGACGGAGGUGCGGCGUUCACGAUGUUCAUCGCGGAUAAAGUUGGGCGUUUAUAUCGUUAUUCAGUGGGCCGCCUGGUUCUGGUCAAUACCACUGGUCAACACUUUUUCUGGCAUAAACUAUUCCAAUGUUUUUUUUUUUGGGGUGCUGAUUCCAAAUCUGGCAUCAGUUUUUGUCUAUCACAUCAGGUUUUUGAGAUAUCAAAUAUUGCAUUUUCAAUAAAAACUGCAGAAGAAAAAUAUUAAAUAAAUGUGGGUAUCUACAUAAAAUUAUAUUAUAAACACACUAUCCUAAAAAUACAGCACCAUAUUUUAACACUAAAGCAGUCGCUGACUCGCAACAACUUGCAAUCAUAAGUGACAGAGUUAAUUUCGGGUAAAAUCAAUGAAAACGGGGUAUGCCGAUAGCAUAAAAAUGAGAUGUGAUAGAGCAAAUCUGAGAUCAGAUUUGGAAUCGGCACCCUGAAAUUAGUCUAGAACAGCUGCAAAAGUCCAGACCAUAAAAAAAUGUUUUUUCUUUGUUGACCAGUGUAAUAGAUACCGUAGUUUAGAAGUUAGCAAGUCACACUUAAUUGGGUUGGGUUUUUGACCACUUUCGUGAGGGUGCAUUGGUGUUUUCCCGGUUCCUGCCCCUUUCGUCACAAGCCCGCGGGCCCGGCACCGACUGUGCAGCAGCCGCAGCAGCAGCAGCAGCGGCAGCGGCGGCGUCGAAGGCGAGUUGGUGGGUCACCGCACAGAUGGGGUCGUGAAACUCUCUCCUCGCUCUGCAGCGCUCGCUCGUGGGCAGGUUGCCACCCAUUGUCAGACAGCAGUAGAGAGAGACUGGGGCCCUCUGAGCACGGGGCUGCCUGGCGCCAUCUGUUCAGUUAAUAAACCCGUUGCGUGAAGACA
Messenger RNA from Lethenteron reissneri (Far Eastern brook lamprey), 3789 nucleotides. RefSeq names its product arginine/serine-rich coiled-coil protein 2-like. The record is from RefSeq and is a predicted model, not a curated record. Lineage: Eukaryota; Metazoa; Chordata; Hyperoartia; Petromyzontiformes; Petromyzontidae.